Molecule: messenger RNA, 2693 nt
Organism: Odontomachus brunneus
Lineage: Eukaryota; Metazoa; Arthropoda; Insecta; Hymenoptera; Formicidae
Exons: 12
Coding region: 356-2089 (577 amino acids)
Biological process (GO): protein modification by small protein removal
Molecular function (GO): peptidase activity
Source: RefSeq, a predicted model, not a curated record
UUUCUUCCUGCCAAGAACGACUACCGCGCCGUGCGUGAGGGACUUCAUGCUGAGAGCGAGUGCGUACUCUGAUGAGAAUUUCGAUGCGAUCAGUUGCAUUUGCUAGCCGGUAGCCAUCUAGUGCGAGAAGCGCAUCCUGAGAAAUAUCUAGAAACGCGUCGAGUUCCUCUUAGUAUCGCGUUCUUUGUUGCAUCAGUCAUUGUCAGUUUUUUCUUGUCGUUGUCGUCGGCUUUGAUCGACUUAUCCGAUCGUUCGUCAGGAGGUCUGCCUCCUACGUCUGACUCUUUCCCGCGAAGCUUGCAGCCGAUAAUUUAUCCACCUGUUAGCCGUCAAUGAGAGCAGUAAGACAGCCAAAAUGGAGGACAUGGAAGAUAUGAGGACGACAGUGGAGCUGUACAUUUAUGACCUUACUAAGGGUAUGGCAGCAAUGAUGUCGCGAUUACUCAUAGGUCGUCAGUUGGACGGAAUAUGGCAUACGGCGAUAGUUGCGUACGGAAGGGAAUAUUUCUUUGGCCCGGCUGGUAUACAGAGUGUUCGACCUGGCGGCACAGAGCUAAGGGAACCGCAAAAAAUCGAGAAGCUCGGUGAGACUUACCUACCGUACUCAGUCUUCUUAGAGUACAUAAAUGGGCUAGGAACUUCUACAUUCGCACCGGGCACGUACAAUCUUUUUAAGCACAACUGUAAUUACUUCACAGAGGAACUUAGCAAUUUUUUGGUAGGCAAGGGCAUUCCCAAAUAUAUUCUAGAUCUACCAGAAGAGAUAUUACAAACACCCGUUGGACAAGCACUAGGUCCAUUGAUAGAAACAUUAAGUAAUAGCGCAAGUGCUGGAUUCACAGUCGGCCAAAGGUUCGUUGAAGCGAGGAUCCAGAGAGAAGCUUCGCCAGAAUAUCAACUUCUAAAUACGGCUAUCGAAGAAGCAAGAUUAAAUUCAAUUGCAUUAGAAGAACGCAGGAACGUCAUUAACGAAAAGCUAGCAAAAAAAGACCGGAAAAAGAAAAAGAAGAAGAAGGACAAGAAAGAAAGGAGUAGCAAGGAGACUACUAGUAGCGGUAGCAACAGUACCGAACCGAGCAAUUGCUGCUUAGAUAUGGCAGAGAAAGAGAGUGUUAUUAGUGAUAUACAGCAGCAACCGUCUAAUGGGGAACCUGCAGCUGCAGAGAUGUUGCCUUCUGAACGUGUAAUGCAAAUGGAAGAAGAUGAGAAACGGGAGGAAGAGGAGAAAAAACGCUGUCGAGAUCCACCGAUAGUCUUUAAAGAUAUUGUAAGCGUUCAAGCGCAGUAUGAAGGUUUAGUAGCCGUCCUUGAGGGAAAAUUGAAUGACGAGGAACGAACGUGCUUAGAUGAAUUACGAUUAUACGUCUUGGAAAAUGAGGGUUCUUGGGCGUUGGGCGAUAAUUUUCUGAACUUUGUAGGUCGAAUUCUUUAUGACAAGUCGUUGGACAGUGACGCACGUAUAAAAUUAUUGAAUGUAUUAUCCGUUGCUGCAUUGAAGGACGAUGUGAUUUUACUGCUACACCAAGAUAGACGAGAACAUAUAAUUAUGAAUUAUGCUUUUGAUAUCGAUCGUCAUUCGCAGGAGGAGCAACUUUCACUCGCGCAAUUUUUAGCCAACAUGUUCGAGAACCUCAGCAGUUCGGAAUGGUUGCUUUACAUAUCCGAAUGGCAACAUCAGAAUCAGAAUAUCAGCAACAUAAGAGUGACGACCAAAGUCGCGGUGCACUCAUUGCUCUCGAACUCGGAGGACCUGCAGAUUCGCGGCGCUGCCAUCAUCCACAACCUUGCUUGCAAGGAGAAAAUGAACAAAAGCAAAAAUCUACGGCGACUUUUACCGAAAGGCAGCAUUUCUAAGGUAUUCGAUGACGUUGCUGUGGAGCUGACGAUGGCAUUGCUGCAAUACUUUAACGGCAGUCCUGCAGAGGAGCAACUUUAUGCAUGCAUGAAAUCAUUGGCGCGUUUCACGCAGAUCAGUGGUCAAGAAGUACCUCAGCUUAUACAAAUGAUCGGGCCUGAGCCAAACAAGUUCAGGGGGACUUCUCAGAGAAUCGAUGAACAGAUUGAUCAAGUCAACAAAAAGCUACGCUAAAUAUUUUUCGAAAUGUCAAGGAAAAAGCCGUAUUCCAAACGCGAGAUGAAAUCAAACGCACUACAUCCAAAUGGAUUUUUAUUUAGAGAUACUUAUUCUCUCUCAUCAUUCUCUCUCUCCUCCUCUCUCUCACGCGUGUUAUGAUUAUUAUUAAUUAUUGUUGUCACUUUAAUAUUAUUAUUAUUUUAUUAUUAUUAUUACACAACUAUAUUAUAAUUAUUAUCAUUGUUGUUGUUGUUAUUGUUGUUGUGAUAGUCAUGCGAGGUGCUGUGUAUUCUCAAUCUUCUUUUCACUUUUGUAUUAUGAUAGUGUGACUUUUUCAUAGAGAGCCGAUAUUAGCAUAGCGCUCCGCUGCUUUGAUGAAAAACAGAUGGAAGCGAAAGCCAUUGCGCGUGAUGUAAUGAUAACCAAUAUCCUUGCUUAUACGCGCGAUUGUGUGUUUUCUAAUAUCUCUUUAUAGAUAUUCGGCGCGACAAAACAUAUGGAUUAACUAUAUUGUUAGAAUGGGGAGCCGCAGGAGCCAGACGCGCUCCACUGAUUAUAUCUACAUUUGGCGCGACGGGAAGCAUCAUGCGAAUACGCAAUAAAUGCUAGCGAGAACGAA